CCUGGUCGUGUGUUUCCAUCAAUCAAUCAAUCUCCCAUCCUUCGCUGCCUCGUCCAUCCACAUUCUUUCUUGCUUCCCCUUCCAUUCCUUUACCACCCUCGCUUUUCCACUUCCCUUCAUUUUUACUCCUCUCGUUCGCUCUCUCCUCUCCUGCCGCCCCCACCCCUCGCCCGACCUCGUCUUGGACAAGUCGAUCUCGAGAUCCUCCCGCCUCCGUCAAGAAUUCCACCGGCGACGUCAACUCUUCGAUUCUCAACCUGCGCCCCUUUGCGUCUUGAAGGGGGUUUCUGUUCGACCUGAUCCUGCCGCCAACUUAUGUGCCUUGGGUCCAUUUGACGACUCUACGGAGGUCCCGCCGACAAAUGCCAGCUUCCUCAUGAAUUCGACAUCGGGAGCCGUUCUAAUCAUACAAGACGUGACGGACCAUUGAACGCCGUCCUUCUCGUACCAUCCGACGAUAUCUCGUCGAGUCGCUCAUUACACACCGAAACUCCACCCCACGCUCAUUGACAACACCCAGUCAAGUACAUUCGUUACAAAAACACCCUGACAAAACCACUUAACCCAACAACCAAGACUGGUAUCUUUUACAAUCACUUCAAGUCCCUUCAAUUGAAUAUACGAUAAUCGGAAGGGAAUCAUGCAUCCCAAAUCUGCCCUCCUGGCUGCGGCCCUGGGCUUUGCCUCAACCGCCUGCGCCGACCAAGAAAGGCCGAAGAUUUACUUUCCCCGUCACGUCAAACGUCAGUUUACGAAUGCGACGAUAACGAGGCAGGAGACGUUCCCGGCGCCUGAGAGCACCCCGUUCGAGUCUACGUCAGAUUCCUUCGGUUCAUCCUUCGGCGACAUACUGACGAGCCUGUCCGAUUCCCUCUUCGGCCCAUCAUCGACCAUCGCGUCCACGACCCCGUUGCCUACUUCCACUGUUUCUGCCCCCGCACUUGACUCGUCCGCACCCCUCUCGACCCUGUCCACGACUGUUCAAACCCUUCCCGAUGGCAGGGUGACGACCGUCAUUAUCUCGAGCACCGUAGUCUUUGACCCGACAGAGACGACGGACACGACCACACCUGUUGGAUCCACGAGCGCUUUGCCCCCGGUUAUCGUGCUGCCGACGACUAGCGAAACAUCCACCGUCGCGAUUAGUGAGCCGCUCGUGAGUUCUCAGGUUCCCACGACUUCGCAGGCCACGCCGACGCCAUCCGAGACCAGUGCCAUUGUUCAAUCCAAUGGCCCCGAGUCCAGCUCUGUGGAGCCCCUGCAGUCCGCGUCUGCGCCGGUUUCCACCAAGUCUUCGACACCUGUUUCGGUCUCCGAGUCUAUCGCUAGCUCCACGACUCAGGUCACCUCGGAAGACGCCAACACGAGCAUCGAGGCCGUCUCGAGCACCCAGCCUGCACCCACCUCGGAGUCCGAGCCGACCACGUCCGUGUCCUCGUCUGGUAUCCUCUUGGCACCCACGGGUGUUGUGACCCCGACGUCCAACGUCGAGCCUACCACCUCGACAAGCGAGCCUGGACGCACUUCGGUCUCUGACCAGGAAACAUCGUCUAGUGCUGUCGCCCCUAGCGCAAUUCCCAACGUCAACACCACAGAGCCUGAAGUGUCGUCCCUGGCGAGCUCCGUUGUCCUCACUGUAGAGACGUCUUCCACUGCCCUCCGAUCGACUGCGGCCGCCAACAGGGCCUCUGCCGAGACUACUUCCGCUUCCGUCUCGGAGACUAGCAGGCCCACCAACCCUUUGGACCCCAUCGUUUCCUUCAUUUCCAGCGAAGUGGCUAUUCCCACGAACAUUACUGGGCCCAUCGCCAACGCCACUUCCGCCGAGGUUCCUGUCUUCUCCACAUCCGACAUCGUAAUCCCGACGCCCACUGCUCUCCCAGCUCCUACCGACCCUACGGCUACGACACUUCCCGUCCCGACAGAACCCGUUGCGAACGUCACAUCAUCUGCCGAGGCCCCCGCCGACCUAACUACGUCACUGCCUGUCCCGACCGAGCCUGUUUUGAACGUCACAUCGUCCACUGAUCCCCUUGCUGAGCCCACGACCAUUCUCCCUACCACUGACAUUGCCAAUGCCACCUCAACCGAGGUGCCUGUAGGACAGACAACUUCAACCCCCGUGUCGUUUACGGAUGGCAUGACAUCCGUGCUCACAGCUUCGGCCACGGCCACUGUUGAGAUACCUGCCAACAACACCUCGACUGAGGUGCCCCUGACGACCUCUCAACUCCCGACUUUGACCGAACUUCCCACGUCUGUUACUUCUAUCAGUAAUGCCACCGAGACUGACAGCGCAACUGUACCGCCGACUGCUACUGCCUCCCUGUCGUCCACCACUGUCUCCAAUGAAACGGCCACCGCUACGGAGCCCCUGCUUACCACCAGCGAGACCCUCACCUCGGCAACCGAGAUCCCUGUCUCAACCACCGUCCCUGUAAACACGACGGAGGUUCCUUCGGAGACGCCCGUGGAGACUACGCCCACAGCUACACUGCUCUCGCCGACCACCACGUCCUUGGUCAUUACUACUCCCGUGAUCACCAGCAUUCCAGCCACGGCCACCAUCACCGACUCGGAGUCAUGGCUUCCGAGUACCAUCAUUGUGGAACUGUCCACCUCACUCAGCACUCCCACGGAAGCUCUCGCGCCCACGUCGACGGCCCCGUUGCCUUCCGAUUUACCCAAGGUCAUCAGUGGCCCCGAACCCAAUGUUGAACAACCCAAGGACUCCAUGCUUCUCCAGAUUGGUUUCCUGCACGGUGAGAACUAUCAACACGUGAGCAAGAACCCCAACGCUGCCGCCCAAAUUUUCACAUGCCUGCCCAAGGCUCUGGCGGAUGCGGCCGGUCUCGAUAUCAACCAGAUCCGGAUGACGAAGCUCGUCCCAUUCGACACGUCACAGACCCUCGGUUACAUCACCACGCUUGCCAAGUUUUACUACCCCCGCAGUAUGGUGGACACCCUUCGCAUGGACAUCAAGAUCCCCAACUCGGCCAUUUACAACAACCCGGACCAACUCGUCUUCAACCUCACGCAGAACAUCAAUCCCGCCAUUGAGAUUAUUCCGGGCAUGGAGGACGAUGGCAGCUCCACUGGCAAUGAUGGGUCGUCGUCGACCUCAACUCCCAACAACCCCAACGAUCCCUUCGGCGGUAGCGACGACAGCUCCAAGCAGUCUCCUAUCCAGAAGGGCACAGCUGCUGCCAUCGGCAUUGGCGCUGUUGGCGUUGCUGCUGCGUACGGUGCUGCUAUGUUCAUCAUUGCCCGCCGCUAUAAGCAGAAGAAGCAGGCACACCGCCGCGCGAGCUCUGUCACCUCGUCCGAGAUGCGUUACACCGGUGCUGGUAGCCCGCCCAUGAUGGGUGGUGCCUUGAUGAGCCGCGAUUUCUCCAACUACGGCGGAGUCGCUGGCGGAGUGCCUGGCGGCCGCGAGAGUCAUGGCAGUGGUCAGACCGGCCGAAGCGGCAUGGGCAACUCGGCGAGAACAGCCUAUAUCUCGGCGCCUGUCGCUGCUGAGAACUCCCUCGGUUGGAACUGAUUGACGACUUGGACGCCACUUUUUAUCUGUCACAGAUUUACGCUUCGAUACCCUUCUGGAAGAACCUGUUUGAAUGAGAUGCUUGGCAACUGCGUGGUAUACACCGAAGGCAUUUAGAGAGAACACCUCUUACGUGUCCUAGGCCAUGAGCUAUCUGCUCGAAAGACUUCUUUACUUCAUUUGCAUUCUGCCUACAAUACCCUUCUACUUCCGGGCCGAUCCAGGUCAGCCCCUAUUAUCAUGUCCUCGGCGCUGCUGUACGCGACCGCCUCGCUGACGCUGGGUGCGCUCCUUUGGCCGUCAGGGCUUUUUUCCUAUUUUUUAAUUUUUGUAUCUGUGUUGAGGAUAUACAUAUGGGUCGAAAAGUACGACGGGGGAAGCAUCAGAACCAUGUUGAUUCACGACAUGUGCGGAGUUGGAAAGUGGCAGAAAAGUGGCGAUACCCUGGGGAAAGGAUCUCGGCUGGGUUUCCUUGUACAUUUUUAUCCAGAGGCGUAAAGUAAAGACGCUGCGCCUCCACUUCGGUCUUUUUCCCCGCCUGUCAAGUUGAGAUGCGCUCAGGCUCAUCCUGAGGCCAUCGGACAAGGGGUCGCCUUGUGCUUGUAUUGCCUCAGAUACAGCAAAUAGAGUAAGAACAUAAGAAAAAAAACUAUCAAAAACCACUGCGUCCGAAGGUCCAGCGUUACAAUAUAUGCCGACCUGCGCAGGCUGUAAAUAGAUAUCCUAGUCAUUAGCAGGCCAUCGUAUAUAUCCGUUUGCAGCACCAUCC
This is a messenger RNA of Colletotrichum destructivum, 4310 nucleotides long. RefSeq names its product Putative signaling mucin MSB2. The coding region runs from base 641 to 3541 and encodes 966 amino acids. The transcript is spliced from 2 exons. NCBI's taxonomy places the organism in Eukaryota, Fungi, Ascomycota, Sordariomycetes, Glomerellales, Glomerellaceae. Gene Ontology annotation, biological process: fungal-type cell wall organization; hyperosmotic response; osmosensory signaling pathway via Sho1 osmosensor. The record is from RefSeq and is a predicted model, not a curated record. Gene Ontology annotation, cellular component: extracellular region; site of polarized growth; cell surface. Gene Ontology annotation, molecular function: osmosensor activity.